Messenger RNA from Owenia fusiformis, 2509 nucleotides. The record is from the annotation of a GenBank genome assembly. Lineage: Eukaryota; Metazoa; Annelida; Polychaeta; Sabellida; Oweniidae.
AACACCUGCAGAAAACAAAAAAGGAAUGAUGUAGCAUUUAUGACUGAUGUACUGUUGCAUUGAAGAAUUCACACUUUAACUCCAAUAAUGGCUAGCUCAGAAAGGCUAACUGGAAUGUGGCAGGACCUUAAAAGAGCCAAAAGGCUCCCCGCUUCUCCCAAUCUGGUUGUAAGUUGUGAGACAGAACUUCAGGAAUUGAUGAAGCAAAUAGAUAUUAUGGUGCAUGAACGACGUAUGGAAUGGGAAAGAGAUGUACAGCGACUGCAGGGUCGUCUUGAAGUAAAAGACAAUGAGAACAUGAUACAGAAAACUACACUUGAGCAAAAACACAGAGAGAUUGGUCAAUUGAGGCACCAACUUGAGGGCCAGGAAACAGCUCAGAGGGAUAUGGUGAUAGAGUAUGAAAGACAACUGGCCCAUAUCAAGGGAGAGGCGACAAAUUUGAGGAAAGCUUAUGAGAAACUACAGCGAAAACACGGGAAGAAUUCGAAAGACACAGAGAAGGAAAAGCAGAAAACAAGUUUUGAGUUGAAGGAAAGUUUAUCUGAAAUUGACAGACUCAAGAAACAAUUAGAGGAGUACAGGAUACAAAGUAGAGAAUGGGACUUACAGAAAACAACUUAUCAAACACAAAUUGAUAGCUUAGAAUCUCAGAGAAAAACGUUGGCUGAAAAAUGUGAUUUUAUACAGCACCAGUCUUCGGGCUAUCAAAGUGAGUUAGAGAAGAGGCGCCAUCUAUUAGAAAGUUCUGAGGUGACGCUUAAAUCUCAGAUAUCACGGCUAGAAGGAGAACUGGAAAGAUCAAAAGAUAUUAUUGAAACCCAGAAUAUUGAGCUAGACAGACUUAGGGCCAGUCAGGAGGAAUUCAAAGUUAACGAGAUGCACCUUUCCCAACAAUGUGCAUCUUUACAACAGGAUCUCAAACAACUGCUCUCUCAGAAGGAGAGACUUGAAGAAACUCUAAAGGAACUGCAGCUAGAAGUGAGGUCAAAGGCAGAUAUGUUGAAUAUAGCAGAAAAUGAUGGCCAGAGGUUUAACAAGGACAUGUACCAUGUGGAGCAGGAACUUCAACUCAAGGACAAAAGAAUAAGACAACUUGAGCUUUUGUGCCAGAAGAAAGAUACAGAACAGACAGUUAUGCUCAAACAUCAAAUAGAAGACCUAGAGGAUGAACUUAAGACAGUCCAGAAAUCAGAGGCCAAGUUAAAAAGAGAAGUACAAUCUCAAGAAGAGAAAUUAGUAAAGUUGAAACAAGAGCGGGUGAACAUUGAAACACAGCUCGCUAAAAAGACUGAGGAGAACAAGUACACAGAGAGCACAAUAUCCAGACAACUCAAUUCUGAAAUAAACAAGCUUCGUGAACAGAUCUACUCUCUGAACACGGCACAUGCUGGUGAAAUCUCUGGUAUGAAAAAAGAACUUGAAAGUCUGACGAGCGAGUUACAUGACAAAAAUAUUGCGCUGUCCAAGAUGGUGGAAAAAUCUUCCGAGAUGGGGGCAAAGACGUAUGAAGAGGAACGGAGGUUUGAGAAGCGUGGAGCAGAAUUACAGGUUGCUAAUGCACAGUUAGAAGCAUUGAGACUUGAGAACAGACACUUAAUGCAGACUAUGAUGAGACAAAAAGACAAGAAUCUUGACAUGGCUGAAGCUGAGGACCAUUUGAGACAACUUCAGAACUCUUAUACACUUUCACUGGCCAAACUUCAGGAAGAGAACAAGGUACUCAGAGACGAUGUGGACAAGUUAAAAGACCAACUAAAAGUAUGUGAUGACACUUAUAGGGCAAGUCUGGGAUCAACCAGAUACACUACUGAGCAAGCAAUAGAAGAUAUAAGACAGACGGAACAAAGAAAGAUCCAAGCUAUGCAAUUCGACAAUGACAGACGUCUAGCUGAGAUGGCUGACAAAUUCCAAACCACUUUACAACAAUAUGAACAAAAGAUUCAAGCUCUACAAGCCACCAACUCUCAACUGGAAGUUGAAAUAAACAAUCAAGAUAAGUCAUUGAGAAAGCUAGAAGGUGAAAAUGAGGCCAUGACAUCAUUUGUUGAAAAUGUUUCCGGUGUUGUUCAAAGUCCACCUAAACGCCAAGGUCUUUCCCAGUAUGCAUCUGAUCACGAUGGCAUGAAUCAAGAAGAGUACUUCUCCACCACAUCCAUGUUGACUGCUGAGUACUUGAAUGAGGAACAAGAAAGAACCAGGGACUUGGAGAGAGUCAUCAAUUCUCAUAUAGACAAUUUAAAAACUCAAUCUGAGAAAACGAUACAGGACUACCUGACAAGAACUAAAGGGAAUCUCUAACAAAAUUUGGCAAUAUGUGCAAAAUUCGACCAAUCAGAAUACACCACAUAAGUCAUGUGACAUUGUCUAACCCCUGAAAUUAGAAACUGUUGGAAGUUCAGUUUUACACUAAAUGAGGAAAAUAGAAGUUGGUAGCUUCCUCAAUAACAAGGCAUUAUAUUGAGACCCAAGAUAUUACCUUCUAAAAAGUGUAACAAGUGUUACAGAU